Molecule: messenger RNA, 999 nt
Organism: Penicillium soppii
Lineage: Eukaryota; Fungi; Ascomycota; Eurotiomycetes; Eurotiales; Aspergillaceae
Exons: 2
Coding region: 1-999 (332 amino acids)
Source: RefSeq, a predicted model, not a curated record
AUGUCUAUACUUUCCAGCCUAGAAGGCGUAUCCUCAACCGUUUUUUCCAACAUCUUCAUCCACCUUCCGACACCAGAAGGCAAUCUCACAGGACAAACAAUCAUUGUAUCAGGUUCAAACCAAGGCCUCGGCCUAGAAGCGUGCCGUCACCUACUACGACUGGGAGUGAAGAAGCUUAUCAUGGCCGUACGAGAUAUAAACAAAGGCGAGACAGCAAGAAAAGAGCUUCUACAAUGUGCCUGCCGUGAAGAAUUCUCAAUCGAAGUAUGGAAGUUGGACAUGGAUCAGUAUACCUCUGUCAAAGACUUCGCCUCUCGCGCUGAGAGUCUACCGCGACUUGAUGCCGUGCUCGCCAAUGCAGGAUUGAUGACCAACACAUUCAAUGUAUCGGAGGAGAACGAAAAAACUAUCACCGUCAAUGUAGUGAGCACCUUUUUGCUCAUUGCAUUGCUGAUUCCGAAGUUGAGAGAAUCGGCUUUGAAAUUCAAUAUCUUGCCUCGUGUCACAAUUCCCAACUCUGCUUUGCACUACAUUGCUCCUCUGAAUGAGCUUCAGCCCAAGAAAGGCGGGAUCUUCGACUCGCUCAACAACAAAGAGACUGCAAAUAUGACAGCCCGUUACCCACUGUCCAAACUGUUGGUAUUGUUUGGCGUACGCGCGCUGGCAGCUCGGCUUGCACAGAAUGAGGGACCGUUGGUUGUAAUCAACACACCAAAUCCUGGUUUCUGCAAGUCUCAGCUAGCUCGAGAGACGGAUAACAUUGGUUUUCGGGUUGGAGAGAAGUUGCUUGCCCGCAGUACCGAGGAGGGCAGUCGGGCUUUGGUUCAUGGGAUCUUAGCGGACGAGAAGAGCAGUGGGCAGUAUUUAACGAACUGUCAGGUUCAUAGUCCCUCUUGUAUGGUCACCGAUAUGAAGGGGGUCAUGGUCCAGAAUGCCUUUUUCGGGGAGUUAGUUGCUAAGCUGGAGCAUAUUGUGCCGGGCGUCACAGCAGGGCUUUGA